Molecule: messenger RNA, 2392 nt
Organism: Drosophila grimshawi
Lineage: Eukaryota; Metazoa; Arthropoda; Insecta; Diptera; Drosophilidae
Gene: Pka-C1
Product: cAMP-dependent protein kinase catalytic subunit 1
Exons: 2
Coding region: 840-1901 (353 amino acids)
Biological process (GO): peptidyl-serine phosphorylation
Cellular component (GO): cAMP-dependent protein kinase complex; nucleus
Molecular function (GO): cAMP-dependent protein kinase activity; ATP binding
Source: RefSeq, a predicted model, not a curated record
AAGUGUUAAACCAAAUGUUAGCCUAAGCUUAAAGUGUUAAACUAGUUUAAGCCGCCAAGUGUUAAGCAAAUAAAACCAAACAAAAAAAAAAAGAAAACCACACACAUACACCUAAAAAAAAUCUAAUCUUAAACUGCAAACUACAACAUAAAAAAACAACAACAACAACAAGAGCACAAGCUUCCACUAAUACAACAAUAGCAAACUGCAAAAAAUAGAAAUAUAAAAAGCGCUAACUGCUAAAAAUAAAACAAAGAAAAGGCCUAAAAUCCAAGUGAAUAGCUACGCUUCGCUGCUGAAAAAAAGGCGCAAAAAAGCGAAAAAAAAGCCGAAGCUAAAAUUUUCUUUUUACCGUUGUUAAUAAACUCGCCAAAAUAGCUAAAUCCAUUUUACAAUUUCUUAAAAAGAAAAAAUCCCAUCAUAGUUCAGGAACGGCAAGCGGCAGCGGCAGUGGAUCAGAGGGCAAGCUACAGCAGCAGCACAGCAACGAGGAGGAAGGCGGUGGUGCAGGGGGAGGACAGCAGGAAGCAGCCGCCGCUAGCCAAAAACACACGCCCUCAAACACGCUAACAGCAGCUGCAGCAUCUGCUUCAGCAUCAGCAUCAGCAACUGGAUCAGCAGCAGCAGCAUCAGCAUCAGGGGCAACAACAGGAGGAGGAGGUGGCAGUGGAGCAAUAGCCGAUACAAGAGCAACAAACAACGCUGAAGCUGCUGCCAGUGAGGAGCAGCAGCAGCCAAAAGCUAGCAGCAGCACCCACAGCCACAGCAGCUCUCCCCAAGCUCAAGUCUCCGCAAGCGCCACGUUCCGUUUGUCCUCGCUAACUGGAACGAUCUCGAAGAUGGGCAAUAACGCGACCACAUCCAACAAGAAGGUGGACGCCGCCGAAACGGUUAAGGAGUUUCUCGAACAGGCCAAGGAGGAAUUUGAAGAUAAAUGGCGUCGCAAUCCAACCAAUACCGCUGCCCUCGAUGAUUUCGAGAGGAUCAAAACGCUUGGCACCGGCUCCUUUGGCCGUGUGAUGAUCGUCCAGCACAAGCCGACAAAAGACUAUUAUGCCAUGAAGAUACUCGACAAGCAGAAGGUGGUCAAGUUGAAGCAGGUGGAGCAUACGUUGAAUGAGAAACGCAUCCUGCAGGCCAUACAAUUCCCAUUUCUUGUCUCGCUGCGCUAUCACUUCAAGGACAACUCCAAUCUCUAUAUGGUGCUGGAGUAUGUGCCUGGUGGCGAGAUGUUCUCCCAUCUGCGCAAAGUGGGACGCUUCUCGGAGCCGCAUUCGCGUUUCUAUGCGGCCCAAAUAGUGCUCGCUUUUGAGUAUCUGCAUUAUCUGGAUCUGAUCUAUCGCGAUCUGAAGCCGGAGAAUCUGUUGAUUGACUCGCAGGGCUAUCUGAAGGUGACCGAUUUUGGAUUUGCCAAGCGUGUCAAAGGACGCACCUGGACGCUAUGCGGCACACCCGAAUAUUUGGCGCCCGAAAUUAUAUUGUCCAAGGGCUAUAACAAGGCCGUCGAUUGGUGGGCGUUGGGUGUGCUGGUCUAUGAGAUGGCAGCCGGCUAUCCGCCGUUCUUUGCCGACCAGCCCAUACAGAUCUAUGAGAAGAUCGUCUCCGGCAAGGUGCGUUUCCCCUCGCACUUUGGCUCCGAUCUGAAGGAUCUGCUGCGCAAUCUGCUGCAGGUCGAUCUGACCAAGCGCUAUGGCAAUCUGAAAGCGGGCGUCAAUGAUAUUAAGAAUCAAAAAUGGUUCGCCUCCACGGACUGGAUAGCGAUCUUCCAAAAGAAAAUCGAGGCGCCGUUCAUACCACGGUGUAAAGGUCCCGGCGACACAAGCAAUUUCGAUGAUUACGAGGAGGAGGCCCUGCGAAUUUCCAGCACCGAGAAGUGCGCCAAGGAGUUUGCUGAAUUCUAAUUCGAUGGAUGCACAACCCCAACAGCAACAGCAACAACAACAACAAAAGCAGCAAAAAAGAAAGAAAGAAAAAAAAAGAAAACCAAAACACCCAUUGCGCAUCCCUCCCUGGUCACCUCGUAUGUGUUACCAUCGUCGUUGUUGUCGUCUCGUCUAUAUGUCUACUACUUACAACUACUACUACGCAACUACAACUAGUAUGUGUACUACAACUAAAACCCAGCAACUAAAACUACAACUGAAACUAUCGCGCAUCCAACUUGCGUCUAGCGUCUAUCGUCUAGCAGCUGGCCAUUUUCUAAUCAUCCAAAUAAACAUCAAUCACCAAGACACCAACUAAAACACACACCACACACCAAACACACACACACCCAAAUACAAAACACACACAAAUUGGAUUUCUCAUACCCAAACCGCAACAAAUAACAUUACAUGCAUACACGAUAUGUGUCAGCAGUGGAUACCACUAAUGGAACAACUUAAAAUCUCCC